This is a messenger RNA of Pieris rapae (cabbage white), 2890 nucleotides long. RefSeq names its product golgin subfamily A member 2-like. The record is from RefSeq and is a predicted model, not a curated record. NCBI's taxonomy places the organism in Eukaryota, Metazoa, Arthropoda, Insecta, Lepidoptera, Pieridae. Gene Ontology annotation, biological process: Golgi organization. The transcript is spliced from 4 exons. Gene Ontology annotation, cellular component: Golgi cis cisterna; Golgi cisterna membrane; Golgi apparatus. The coding region runs from base 215 to 2302 and encodes 695 amino acids.
GUGGUAUCCUGCCACUUGAAAAUGACAAACACGUCACAACUUACAAUUGAAAUCGUGUAUAGAUGCCAAUUUAAACUUUAGAGUACAACAACUUUAUAUAAAAUAAAUAGUAAUAUCCUAAGGAAAUUGUUAAAAUAAUUUAUAUAGAAUGGUAAUUUCUAUUGUAAAUGAUACUUGACUUUCGACAGAUUUAAAAUAGUUUUAAAUUAUAAAAAUGGAUACCCGAGCUGAGAAAUUAGCCAAUGCUCGUAGGAAGUUAAAGGAUCACCAACAAAAGAAGACGCAAAAAGAUCAUAAUGAUACAGUCAGUGAAAAAAAUGAACCAACUCAUAUCCAAAAUAUUCCUAGCACUGAAAUAUACCCAUUAGAAUUUACAGUAGAACCAACAUCUGCUAGCGAUGAAAUCAAUAGUAUUGUUUCUGAAUCAUUUCAAACAAAUACCAUUGCAAUAGAGAGUAAUUUACAUAAUGAAAAAGUAAAUGAAUAUUUCAUUUACAAUCAAAACUCUUUAGAAAAUGAAGUAAGAUCUGUACAACAAAAAUUAUCUGCAUGUGAAACUAUGUAUGCAGAAGAAAAAGCUAAUCAUCACAUAUCUAAACAAAAUAUUUCUACACUUGAGUGGGAAAUUAAGAAUUUAAAAGAUAACACAUUAAUAUUAAAACAAGAUUGUAAUAAAAAAGAUGAAGUUAUUUUGGAAUUAACAAACUGUAAUCAGACCCUAAGGAAUGAAAAUAAUAAUUUAUUGGAACAGUUAGAGUUAACUAAGUCCAUAAUUUCCUCUAAAGAGUCAGACAAUGCUCAUCUUCUGAACCAAGUCAAUUUAUAUCUUAAUCAAUUGGAAGUUACUCAACUGCAGUUGCAACAAUUAUCUAGUGAUAAUACAGUUAAUGUUAACAGCAACUCUAAUAAAGAGGUGCUGGAGCAAUUACAUCAAGAAAUUGACAUGUUAAACAAAAAAAUCACAAGUCUUCAGCAAGAAAAAGAUAAUGUAGUAUCUCACUAUCAACAUUACCUAUCAGAUUUAAAAGAACAACUUAAUACUAGUAAACUGAAAAAUGAGCAGUUAGCAAAGGAAGUUGAAAUGCUUUCUGACCGCGAGAGCAGCCUCAUUGAGCAAAUAGGGGAUAUGGAGAUAAGAUUUCAGAAGUUUAAUAAAAAAGAUUUUGAGAUGGAAACCCAAGUUGAUACAUCUGAAUUGCAAAAGCAAAUACUGUUGCUACAGAAAGAGUUAGAAGUAAACAGUAAACAGUAUAAGGAACUUCUAGAUCAGUAUCAAGCUAGUGUUGUGAAAAUAGAAGACCUUCAGGAAAAAGAGUUGCGUGACAAUCAAGAGACAAUAAGUGUAGCAAAACUAACUGCAGACAUGACCAGUGAUAAAAUAGCAGCUCAAAGAGCUACUGAGCAGAAUCUUAAAUUAAAAACUGAUGUCAAAGAUCUUGAAGAAGUUGUUAUUAAAAUGACAAAAGACAAACUAGAGUUAACUGAAAUUUUAACUCAUGAGAAAAAUUUAAGUAAAGAGCUUAUGUUAAGACUGGCUGAAAUUGAAGAAAAGGGCAAGAUUAUGCAAAAUAAUCUAAAGGCAAAGGAUGAGGAAAUGAUAAGACUUCAAAAUGAAUGGCGAGAACUUGCAAAGAAAUACAAUGACUCUUUACAAAAACAAACAGUAGCAUCUGUGACUGCAGAAUCACCUGUAGAGAGUUUUAAUCAUAGUCAACAUGAAAAUGAAUCGAGUCACGUAGAAGAUAAUAAUAAUGGUUUAAGUUCACCAACUGAGUCAUUGAAAUCAAUGAAUGUGAAUCCAACAAAUAUUGACACACUUUGUGAAGUAAGUAAUCGUAUUCCUAAAGAAGAUGCUAUGUGCAAACUUCAAGAACGGUUUAUGUGUAUAAUGGAUGAAGUUGCUAAUUUAUCUGAUGAAAAACAUAGAUUAGAACAUAUUAUACUUCAACUACAGAAUGAAACUGAUACUAUAUGUGAAUAUGUUGCACUCUAUCAACAACAGAGAAGUUUGUUGAAGAAGAGAGAUGAAGAUAGAAUUCAUCAACUGAAAAUUUUUGAAAAGGAAUGUAAUGAGUUAAGGGAUCUUUUGGGCGAACUCCGAGAACUUUUAUUCAGAUUGGCUGAGGAUAAAGAAAUAUCAGGUUAUUUGAAAACAGAGUCAAGGUUAAAUGAAAUGGCCCGGAUUCGAGAACUCCUGGAAGAUUUGCAAAACAGUUCAUUACUAAAUAAGAAGUUUAAGACAAUGGAUUUGAGCAACUUUUAUCCAUGUAGCUGUUGUUCAGGAAAACUUAUAGAAGUUUGAAGUAAAUAUUAACCAUGUAUAAUAUUGACAUAUGUAAGUUAAUCAAUUUCUUGUGUACAUUUAGUUAUUAACAUAAUUGAUUCAAAAUUUAAUUCCUUCAUAAAUAAUAUUGGUUGGCUUGUGAGUGUUCUUUGUAAUUUUUUUUAAUAAUUAUCAAAUAUGACAUAAACUUCUGAUGGCAUUGAUAUAUAAACCAUUAAUAUUAUAUUUUAAGAAAAGAAGUAUAAUAAACACCAGUCAAUGUAAUUAAUUACUAUUCAACCCCAUAACAAUGCCUCUUCUAUUCCAGACUUUUUUCGUAGUAGUUUUAAAUCUCAUUAAUUUAUUUAAAAUGAGAUUGUAUUUCAUAUUAAAGCACUACAAUUCAACACUCAAUUCUAUAGCUUACUAGAAAAUUUAAGUUUAUAUUAAAUUUGAUUUAGUAGUAAAACAUAUUCAAAUAUUCAAUACAACAGAUUGCUAUUGUUUUAUAAUUUAUUUUAAAGCAGCACUAAGUACAAACAAGACCCAAGAAAAAAAUAUACAUAACACAUCAAUGUUGUCUUGGUACUGCAAAUUUCAUACAAUAAAAGUAAGAUUGUCAUUAGA